Messenger RNA from Larimichthys crocea (large yellow croaker), 532 nucleotides. RefSeq names its product GTPase IMAP family member 7-like. Gene Ontology annotation, molecular function: GTP binding. The annotation marks the transcript as partial. The transcript has a single exon. NCBI's taxonomy places the organism in Eukaryota, Metazoa, Chordata, Actinopteri, Sciaenidae. The record is from RefSeq and is a predicted model, not a curated record.
UUCAUCCUGUCAGAACCAACCAGAUACAAUAAUGAGGAGAUCAGGAUUGUGAUGGUGGGGAAGAGUGGAGCUGGAAAGAGCGCCACAGCAAACACCAUUCUGGGAAAAAGGAGCUUUGAAUCAAAGUUCUCCCCUAAAUCUUUGACCAAACACUCUGCUAAGGCCUCUGGUGAGGUGGAGGGACAAAAAGUUGCUGUCAUCGACACUCCAGGUCUGUUUGACACCAGCACUGAUGAACAGACAACCAAUAAGGACAUUGCCCAGUGCAUUACUUAUGCUUCUCCUGGACCUCACAUCUUCCUGGUCGUCAUCAGACUGGGCAGAUUUACAGAAGAAGAGAAGAACACAGUUCAGAAGAUUCAAAAAAUCUUCGGAGAGGAAUCAGACAAAUACAGCAUGGUUCUCUUUACCCAUGGUGACCAGCUUCAUGGUGAAACUAUUGAGAACUUCUUGGCAGAAAGCGAGGAGCUUCAGGAACUUGUGGUCAAAUGUAACGGUCAGUACCACGUCUUUAAUAAUGACCUGAAAGAUC